This is a messenger RNA of Nylanderia fulva, 1625 nucleotides long. Its product is annotated as zinc finger protein 346. Gene Ontology annotation, molecular function: zinc ion binding; nucleic acid binding. The record is from RefSeq and is a predicted model, not a curated record. NCBI's taxonomy places the organism in Eukaryota, Metazoa, Arthropoda, Insecta, Hymenoptera, Formicidae.
UAUUGCUGGGGAUGAGAAGAGGAAGGAGAUGAGGAAUAUAAUAGCAGAGGUGCAAAUAUAAAGGACAAACGUGUUAUAGGUCAUACAUUGUAAUUAUUCCGCGCUGUUCGAGGAGACGGUGAUUUCAAAGAGCAGUAUAUAUUUACACGGUGUUCGCGUUCGGCCGAGAGCCGAAGUGGAAAAAAAAUUUGUGUACUCAUAACAGCGGCUUACAGCGGUACACCUUACAGCGAGCAGAAUCGUAACGAAAAAUGGCUCUACCAUCAGAGGAUGUUAUAAAUACUACCGAUCUCCAACAUGAUCCUGUAACAAAAGCAGUGGUCGAUAAUAUAAUGGGCAAUCUGCCCACAAAAAAACCUCUUGUUCGUUGUGAAGACUGUGACCUUUCCUUCACAAGCCAAGCAGUAUUGGAUACACAUUUACAAGGUGCACGUCAUGCUAAACAGGUAAGAUCUAAGAACAUAAUGGCAACACUUGAGGAGACAAAGAUUUCAUUUACAAAGGAUGAGGAAUCAAACGGGCUUAAAUGCAAUGUAUGUAAUGUGUGCCUGAAUUCAAUUCAGCAGCUACAAACACAUCUUAAUGGAAGCCGUCAUAAAAAGAAAUUAUUGAGAGGUGAAUGGGAUGGCAAAGAGGUUGUCACCCAAGGCAUUGCGUUGGCAUCAUCAACUGGUAGCGCACAACAAUCCAGUCCCACAAAAGGGGUUUCACUUUCCUGUGAUACUUGUAACAAGUUCUUCAACUCCCAAUCUCAAUAUAGUGUGCAUAUGAAUUCGGAGAAACAUGCUGACAAAGUGAAGAGAUCUAAGAAUCCGAAUAAGAAAAGAUUUAUUCCAUAUUGGAAAAAAACAAAACGAAUUGCAACUCCCAAGGGUCAAAUACCAUCCUUAUCGAACAACUUUGUAUCAGGCGGCAUUACAUAUCAACCAUAAGAUGCAUAAAAAAAAACAUUUUACUUUGAAUUAUAUAUACUAAAGGAUUAUUUUUCAUAUUCUAUCAAUUAAAACUAUGGCUAUAUAUGUUUGAGUUUCUGCAAAUCUUUCUUAAAUGAUUAAAUGAUUAAAACGUCAUUUUUGCAUAAUAAGAAAUUGUUUAAAAGAGAAAACGUAAAUCUGCUAUAUAUAUAUAUAAAUGUAUACACAUACAUAUAUGUAUGUAUAUAGCAACAAGUAUGAAAACAAGUAAAUAUGUAUUGAUAUGCAUUCAUUAUUCGUAUUGAUGUUAAGCCCAUUGUGCAACGAAGGUUGUAGAGUCCAUUGCUGUUCAAACUAUCGCAAUUUAAAACAAGAAUCGUAAAAUAUAUAGUAAUAUAAUUUAUAUGUAUAUUUUUACAUUAUAUUUUUGGGGUUUCUCAUGUUGAGAGUUGUAUAUUAAAUUCAAUUAGCCAAUUUUAUUAAAGUAAGUUUAAUUUAUGCAGGAAAUGCAUUUUAAAUGUUCUCACAAACAGAUUGUGCAUCAUCUUGCGAUAAUCCAUCAUUCUCAGGCUAGAAAGAAUGUAAUAUAGCUUAUAAAUUCAAGCAUUUUUCAAUGUAACGUGAUAUUUAGUAUAUAUACACAUUCAUAUGUAUUUUUUUUCUAACAUUACCUGAAUUAUGUAUGUUUUCAAUAAACGACGUAAUUCCGCA